Messenger RNA from Cavenderia fasciculata, 579 nucleotides. RefSeq lists its product as uncharacterized. The coding region runs from base 1 to 579 and encodes 192 amino acids. The transcript has 3 exons. The record is from RefSeq and is a predicted model, not a curated record. Lineage: Eukaryota; Evosea; Eumycetozoa; Acytosteliales; Cavenderiaceae.
AUGCUAAAGCUAUUAUUAUAUAAAACGGGAGCUAGACAAAAAGAAAGGGCAGUGGGCAUUAUACAAAAGAUAGGAGCAAAGAUGGGAAUGAGAUCUAACAAAGACGUGUAUCCAUAUUUCCACCACUUGAUUGACCCAAUUGUAUGGCAUCUGGUCAAUGUCAAUAUGAUGUUCCUCAUUUUAAAGGUAGUAGUGGUCAAUGAAGGCAUCAAUCAAAACAGUCAACUUUUAUUCGACCGUUUCAUGCAAUCAUUGAUGGAUCCACCACCAUCAAAGAUGAAGACACAUCCAUGGUACUUAAGGAUUAGAGCAAGUAAUCAAAUACAAGUAUUCAACAAAUGUGAUAAUGAAUAUUGUCAAAAAUUGGAGAUAAUCUCUGAAAAAGAAUAUACAGAUGAAUUAUCAGAGAAUAGGUAUAAAGAUUUUGAAUCGACACUAGUUAAUUGGAUUAAGGUUCAUUCGAUUUUAUGUUCCAUCUAUUAUACUCGUCACAAAGAAGGAACAACAACAACAACAACAACAACAACAAUGUCAAAUGCACUUGGAAAUGAUACACCAAAUGAUGAUCGAUCUGGUUGA